AUGGAUAUGAUGGCUCGAAGUUACUUGCUUCAGAAUUGCGAGGCGUUGGAAAGAGAUAUCAAGACUUCUUACAUAAUGGAUCAUAUGAUUGCGGAUGAAGCAUUAACGUUGCUGGAAGAGGAGAAAGUAAAAGCCCAGACUACACAGAGAGAACGAGCAGCUAUGUUAGUAAAAAUAAUUCUUGCCAAAGAUAAUUAUGCUUACGUAUCCUUCUAUAAUGCACUGCUUCAUGAGGGAUACAAAGAUCUUGCUGCGCUUCUCCAGGAUGGCAUCCCUAUUAUUUCCCCUUAUAAUGGAAGGAAUUCUAUGGAUGGAGUAACUUCAUAUGUUAAGACAAUUCUCUGUGAAGGUGGUGUUCCACAGCGACCAGUAGUGUUCGUCACUCGUCCAGAACUAGCAAAUAAAAUUCAACAGAAAUUGUAUAAAUUAAAAAGCGAUCCAGGAUGGGUUAUUGUUUAUGGCAUGGCAGGCUGUGGAAAGUCUGUUUUGGCGGCAGAAGCAUUACGUGACCACAGUCUUUUAAAAGAUUGUUUCCCAGGAGGAGUACAUUGGGUUUCUGUUGGGAAACAAGACAAGGCAGGUCUGUUAAUGAAACUCCAAAAUCUCUGUCUAAGAUUAGACCAGGACUUCACUUACUCUCAGAGGCCACCACUUAAUAUCGAGGAAGCUAAAGAUCGCCUUCGUUUGCUAUUUUUGCGCAAAUACCCAAGGUCUCUCUUGGUGCUUGAUGACAUUUGGGAUUCCUGGGUAUUAAAAUCCUUUGACAGUCAUUGCCAGGUUCUUAUCACCAGUAGAGAUAGGAGUGUAACAGAUUCUGUAGCUGGCAAUAAAUAUGAAGUUCCUGUGGAAAGUGGAUUAACACAUGAAAAAUCACUUGAAAUAUUAUCUCGGUUUGUUAAUAUAGAAAUAACAGAACUACCAGAAAAAGCUGAUUGUAUUGUAAAAGAAUGCAAAGGUUCUCCUCUUGUGGUAUCUUUGAUAGGAGCAUUAUUAAGAGAUUUCCCCAAUCGCUGGGAAUACUACCUUAAACAACUUCAAAAUAAGCAAUUUAAAAGAAUAAGGAAAUCAUCAUCUUAUGAUUAUGAAGCACUUGAUGAAGCCAUGUCCAUAAGUGUUGAAAUGUUGCCGAAAGAUUUCAAAGAGUACUACAGAGAUCUUUCUGUCCUUCAAAAGGAUGUUAAAGUGCCUUCAAAGGUAUUCUGUAUUCUUUGGGAUAUGGAGACAGAGGAAGCUGAAGACAUACUGCAAGAAUUUGUUAACAAAUCUCUCCUGUUCUGUGAUCGGAAUGGAAAAUCAUUCCAGUAUUACUUGCAUGAUCUCCAGCUUGACUUUCUUACAGAGAAGAAUCGCUCUCAGCUUCAAGCACUACAUAAAAAAGUAGUUGAUCAAUACAAGAAAUGUUAUAAACAGUAUAUACCAUCACAAGAAGACUGCAUGUACUGGUAUAAUUUUCUGGCUUACCAUAUGGCAAGUGCCAAUAUGCACAAAGAAUUCUGUGCUCUCAUGUUUUCACUAGACUGGAUUAAAACCAAAACAGAAUUGGUAGGACCUGCUCAUUUAAUUCAUGAAUAUGCUGAAUACAGUCAAAUAUUGGAUGAAAAGGAUGCCAUUGCACGUGAAAACUUCCAGGAAUUUCUAUCCUUAAAUGGGCACCUCCUUGGGCGGCAACCAUUUCCAGACAUUGUACAGCUGGGUCUGUGUCAACCAGAAAGUUCAGAAGUCUAUCGGCAAGCAAAACUAAAAGCUCAGCAAGAAGUUGAGAAAGGAUCAUUUUAUGUGGAAUGGAUAAAUAAAAAAUCAAUGAAGAACAUGUACCGUUUGGUUGUGCGUCCACAUACAGACGCUGUUUACCAUGCUUGCUUUUCCCAGGAUAGACAAAGAAUAGCUUCAUGUGGAGCUGAUAAAAUGCUGCAGGUGUUUAAAGCUGGAAGUGGAGAAAAACUUUUGGAAGUGAAAGCUCAUGAUGAUGAAGUGCUGUGUUGCACUUUUUCAGCAGAUGACAGAUUUGUUGCCACUUGUUCAGCAGAUAGAAAAGUAAAAGUCUGGAAUUCAAGAACAGGCCAGCUUGUGUGUGUGUUUGAAGAACAUGCAGAGCAGGUCAACUGCUGCCAGUUCAACAAUACAAAUCAUCGCCCAUUUCUAUUGGCUACAUGUUCAAAUGACACUUUUGUCAAACUCUGGGAUUUGAACAAGAAACAGUGUCGUAAUACACUGUUUGGUCACAGUAGUUCUGUUACUCACUGCAGAUUUUCACCAGAUGAUAAGUAUGUGGCUAGUUGCUCAGCAGAUGGAACUUUAAAGCUUUGGUAUGCACAUUCGGCAAAUGAACUGAAAACUAUUGACAUAGGAUACUGCUUUAGAAAUGUGGAUGACUACCAGGAUGAUGUGGAAGUCUUAGUGAAGUGUUGCUCCUGGUCAUCUAAUGGAACUACAGUGUUGGUGGCAGCGAAAAACAGGCUUUUUCUUUUUGACGUUAAGACCAGUGAUUUGUUGACAGAAGUUCUUAUAAGCCACCACAGCACUAUUCAGUACUGUGACUUUUGUCCCAACAGCCAGAUGGUUGCAGUUGCUUUAUCACAUUAUUCUGUUGAGAUAUGGAAUAUUGAAUCCUCUUCCAAAAUUGCUGACUGCCGAGGACAUAUGAGUUGGGUCCAUUCUGUGACAUUUUCACUUGAUGGGUCAUUAUUUCUCACUUCUUCUGAUGACCAGACAAUAAGGAUAUGGGAGACAAAGAAGGUGUGUGAGUCCUCCGCUGUUGUGUUGAAACGUGAAAUAGAUGUUUUGUUUCCUGUUAAUGAAGUUUUCAUCUUGGCUAUUGACAGUAUGAAGCAUCUGCAACUAAUUAAUGGCUUCACAGGCCAUACUGUUUAUCAGACUGAAGAACAGGAGCCUUUCAUUUGCUGCUGUUGCUUAUAUGAAGACAUUCAGACUGCAGCAUUUGGGGAGAAGAAUGGAACAGUAAAGGUAUUAAAUCUGUCAAGUGGGAAUAUUUUAAAAUCCAGAACUGGACACAAGGAAGCUGUACAACACUGCCAGUUUACUUCUGAUGGGAAAACACUCAUUUCAAGCUCUGAUGACUCAACUAUACAGGUGUGGAAUUGGCAAACAGAGGAAUUUAUUCUCCUGAAAGGUCACAAGGAACCUGUCAAGAAUUUUCAUCUUCUAAAACACUCAGGGCUUCUUUCAUGGUCAUUUGAUGGGACAGUUAAGCUCUGGAACACAGUUACAGGAGAACUUGAGAGAGAUAUCAUUUGCCAUGAAGACACCAUUCUUUCUUGUGUAAUUUCACCCAAUACCACUAUGUUUUCCACUACCUCUGCUGACAAGACUGCCAAGGUAUGGAGUUUUGAAAGUUCAUCGGUUCUUCAUACGCUGACUGGUCAUGACGGCUGUGUGAGGUGCUGUGCCUUCUCCCUUGACAAUGAAUUGUUGGCCACAGGAGAUGACAAUGGGGAAAUACGGGUUUGGAAUGUAUUGAGAGGAGAACUGCUUCACCUCUAUUCCCAUGCUUCAAAAAGUGAGGGAGAAUCAGCCCACGGAGGCUGGGUAACAGACCUUCGCUUUUCCCCUGAUAGUCAGAUACUUGUUUCUUCUGGGGGAUGCAUUCAGUGGUGGAAUGUAGCUACUGGGCAACUCCUACAAACAUUCUAUACAAAUGGAACAAACCUUAAAUCAUUACACGUGUCUCCAGAUUUCAAAGUAUGUGUGACUGUUGAUAAUCUUGGCAUUCUUUACGUGCUACAGAUUAUGAAAUAAAUCUGUUUAAAACUGAUUGUAACUGCAAUGUUUUGAGCCGGAAGCAUAUUCCCAAAAAACUUUCUUUAAACUGUGAAGUCAUUUUUACUCUGGCAUAAAUUACCUGUAUGGUAAAUUUGUAAACGUUCCUAAAUCAGCAUACAUUUUAUAUGUUGUGUUUUGAUCAGCAGUUUGAUAUGCAUUUUAUAUGUGGCUUUCCCCAUGGUUAGUUACAUCCAGAUUAAACUUUAGUCAAACUUUAGUCUCCCUGAAAUCAAUGGGAGUAAUUAUUGAGGACUAAAGUUGCCCUGAUCCAAUAUGUAUACUCAGUGGUAUACUGAUGAUAAUUGGAAGGUGAAUUACCAGCCCUAUGAUAACUGAAAUAUUUUCAUUGAUCUAGUGGCAAAUGUAUCUAAGCCAUAAGUACAUUUUCAUAAAAUACCAUAAACCUCUGUUUUACUAAUGCAAUUUUGUCUUGAGACAAAAGUAGGUGUGUGGGUGUUCUAAAAAAACCAACACUUUAAUAUUUAAAAAGAGUUUUAAGAGCCAUGAUACACAAUGUGACUAAAAACUCCAGUAGGAGAAAAUUAAUCUCCAAAUGGUACUAUUAUGUUUUUAGGAGUAGCAGAUUCAUGCUUCUCAAACAUAACCUUGGUUUGCACGUAACACUAGGCCAAACCAUGGCCAAUUGAAUUUACAAGUAUUUGAGUAUUCGCAGGAAAAAUUCUGACCCUGCUUCUGCCAUGGUCCACAGAGGUAAGCCAAACCUUGGUUUGACUUGGCAUUACAUCAGAACCUGAGUAUAGUUGUCUGGAUGAGACAACCCAUGAACACUGACUCAGGCAUAACACUAAGUCAAACAGUGGCUUAAUUCUGCGUAGUGCUGCAACAAAGCAGCUGUAAUUUGUUCUGUAUCACAUACUUUCACAUUUGAGCUAUUGUUUGUGCAAACUGGGACAGUGUGGUAAAGGUGCAGAACUCUCUCUCCAUAUGUCCUAAGAAUAAAGCAGGUGCAAUUUUCUAAAGGUACAUUUUCCCUGAAGUUAUUGGAAACUGGCUUAUCUGUUUGUUUUUGGAUAAAACAAAAAUGUCAGUGUCUGAUCUACUAAAGUAGAUAGUAUUAUUUCAAAUGAAGUUUUCUGAUUGCAAAAUCAUAAUGUAGCUUUAUUUUUUAUUUUAAGAUAGCAUACCUCAGAUUUUUCUCAACUGCGUUUCUUCACUCUUGUGUCAGCAGAUAUUUAAUUGAAAAGGACAACAUAAAAUAAUUCAUAUUGAAUAUAAUUUUUAACCAAAAUAUUUAACCAAACCCUUUGGGUCAAAUUCUCAUCAUAGUUGGGACUCCUCCCAUCAUCAUCUUAAUGGAAUGGGAGCCAGUCCAGUGAUGUCAGGAGUCCAGACCAAAAGGGAGGAGUCUGCAAUGUGGCUCUUUCCUAUGUUGGUGUCACCAACUGUGAGUACACACCACAAAUCUAGGAUUUUCACCAUUAAUGUCAAAGGAGUUUAUGAGCAGGUUAGGAAUAGAAAUUAUUUCCAAUGCAUAAGCAAUCUCUAAUAAUUAUAGCAACCAAUUAGUAACACUUGUUUCAAAGUUUUUGCCAUCCGAAGGUCCAUUUCAGUACUUCUUGUGUUUGUGUUUCAGGUUAAAUUUAAUCAUUGCCUUUCUGCAGUUGCCAAACUGGUUGUUGUUUUUUUAAAUGUUGUGUUUUAAUUAACAGUUCCCUCAUGUUGUAUCUGGAAAUGUGAUCCUUUGGGCUACUUUCAAUGAACUGUGACCCUAUUCUCACCUGUGCAUCCCUUGCUAGGAAGCCUUCCCAUAAAAAAAAGAACACAAUUCAAAGGGAUGUAAAGGAAACCCUUACUCUUUGACACUUGUGUUCCACUGAAUGGCUGUGCAGGAGCUGGAGUGAGAAUUAUUUGUGUUCUGGGAGCUCAUUAAGAUUCAAUGAAGAAAGUUGAAGAAACAAGGAUUUAGUUGGGUUUUUUUAAGGUUUAAUUUAGAUUUUAGUAACUUGUGGACAAUAUUCAAGGUAACAUUCAUCAAAUGAGAUUGUCUAAAUUUUCCGCUGGCGUUAUCUAUUGCAACUUAAGAUAAAGCUGGAUAAUUAAAAUGAGGCUCAUUGGUCUAUUACAUUAGGAGAAAGGAAUUGUUUCCGGUUUAUCUGGCAUUACAAGAGAUAAUAGGAGUACUAAUAGCAGCUCAACUUUUGCUUUUAGCUAUACUGUACUGUGUUGCUGUUAAUUGGAAUAUAUCUGUGCAUCAAGGGAAAUUGCUGAAUUUGCUGACUGCUGGUUUUUUAAUGUUUCUAAAACUUUGCUUUAGCAAAGUUGCUGGGUUUUAAUUAAACAAGAUUGAGCAUUUGAAAGCAAUAAAUAUUUUAAUAUAUUGCA
Lacerta agilis (Sand lizard) is the source of this 6123-nucleotide messenger RNA. It is a transcript of the gene APAF1, whose product is annotated as apoptotic peptidase activating factor 1. The record is from RefSeq and is a predicted model, not a curated record. Gene Ontology annotation, molecular function: ADP binding; protein binding. Gene Ontology annotation, cellular component: apoptosome. The transcript has 26 exons. NCBI's taxonomy places the organism in Eukaryota, Metazoa, Chordata, Lepidosauria, Squamata, Lacertidae. Gene Ontology annotation, biological process: apoptotic signaling pathway; regulation of apoptotic process. The coding region runs from base 1 to 3756 and encodes 1251 amino acids.